Penicillium waksmanii is the source of this 1425-nucleotide messenger RNA. Its product is annotated as putative MFS pantothenate transporter. Gene Ontology annotation, cellular component: plasma membrane. Gene Ontology annotation, biological process: pantothenate import across plasma membrane. Lineage: Eukaryota; Fungi; Ascomycota; Eurotiomycetes; Eurotiales; Aspergillaceae. The record is from RefSeq and is a predicted model, not a curated record. The coding region runs from base 1 to 1425 and encodes 474 amino acids. Gene Ontology annotation, molecular function: pantothenate transmembrane transporter activity. The transcript has 3 exons.
AUGGGCGUACUCGGCCGAUUCAAGUCCUAUCUGAAGGGCCAUGAAAGUGUGCCUGGUGAGGCUAAACUACUUCGCAAAAUUGACACGUUUAUUUUGUCGUUCUGCUGCCUGUGCUACUUCGCGAAUUACCUGGAUCGCAGCAACCUUAACAAUGCUUAUGUUUCGGGAAUGAAGGAAGAGCUCAACUUCAAAGGAAAUGAACUCAACCAGAUCAACACUGUUUUCACUGUUGGGUAUAUCGUUGGGCAGUUGCCCUCCAACCUCGCAGUGACCUAUUGGCGACCGCAUCUUUUCUUCCCAGCGAUGAUGGUGAUAUGGGGUGCCUUGACCAUGGUAACUGCUGCAGUGCACAAUCCGCAGGGAAUCAUGGCUAUUCGCUUCUUCCUAGGGUUGGCUGAGUCGAGUACUUUUGUCGGAACACACUACAUUCUAGGUUCCUGGUACACGGAGAAAGAGCUUGGGAAGCGAAGUGGUAUUUUCACCGCGUCGGGCCUAGCUGGAACGAUGUUCGGAGGCUUUAUUCAAACCGGCAUUCAGUCAUCUCUUGAUGGCAGACACGGCCUGUCAGGGUGGCGAUGGCUAUUCAUCAUUGACGGUUUGAUCACUAUACCGAUCGCGAUCUACGGAUUCAUGCUCUUCCCAGAUACACCGACAACAACGAAAGCCCCUUAUCUGAGCUCGGAGGAGCGUGCCAUGGCCAUCGCGCGUAUUCCAGAAUCUGCCGCCGAGAAAGUCCCUUUGAACCUUGCUUUCGCAAAACGCCUAUUCACCUCUUGGUAUUGGUACGCAUUCGUCAUGUUGUGGGUUAUCGCUGGUGAAACAGAAUCAUUCUCUACCAACGCCCUGCUCGCGCUUUACAUGAAGGCUCAUCCAACCAAUCACUAUACUGUCGCCCAAUUGAACAACUAUCCAACCGGAAUUCCCGCUGUUGGUAUUAUAUCCACACUGUUUUGGGCGACCUUGACCGACUUUAUGGGCGGCAAACGGUAUCUGGUUGGAUAUUUUAUCGCAAUGACAGGGAUAGUCACAUCUGUUUUGAUCUUGACCCGCUUUGACGAUACUGCAGUUGUCUUUGCCGCAUAUUAUUGGGCUGGAUCUGUCUAUGCUUGCCAGGCUACAUUCUUUGCGUGGUGUAAUGAUGCCAUGCGCUAUCAGAAUGAUCGCUUCCGAUCCGUGGUAAUCGCGAGUAUGAACAUGGGCAGCAAUGCAGUGAAUGCCUGGUGGAUCUUGCUAUUUUACUCGGCCGACUUCGCACCGCGAUUCACCAAGGGUAUGUGGGCUAUGAUUGGGUGCUGUAUUGCUUUGGCUAUCUGGACGACGGGGAUUGUUCUUCUCACAAUGCGCGAGGAGAAGCAUAACGAAGUUCAGGACACACGUAUCAGAGAUUUAGAUGCCAAGCAAAUGGAUAGUGUUAGGGAGGUAUGA